CGUGAACGAGCCUCGCCUGCCAUUACCCUCCCCCUGCGCGUGAACACGCAUAUAAAUACUUCUGCGCGCGGCCGCGUUCCUCACUCUCGAGCCCAACGCCAUUUUGUCUUGCAAGCAGAGAUUUCCCUGAAUCGUAUAUCACCAUGAGUGGAUGUCGUGUGUUCAUCGGCCGUCUGAGCCCUCAUGCUCGUGAAAGAGACGUGGAGAAGUUCUUUAAAGGCUACGGACACAUUCGGGAGAUUAACCUGAAAAACGGAUUUGGCUUUGUGGAGUUUGACGACCACAGAGACGCAGAUGACGCAGUGUAUGAGCUGAAUGGAAAAGAGCUGUGCAGUGAGAGGGUGACUAUUGAACAUGCCCGUUCUCGCCGAGGCAGAGGUGGCGGUCCAGGAAUGGGAGGAGGACGUUUCUCUCCACGCUUUGGAGGGUAUCGCAAAUCCCAAAGUGGGGGUUCCAGGUAUGGACCACCCGUGCGCACGGAGCACAGAAUCAUUGUGGAUAAUCUCUCCUCUCGCAUCAGUUGGCAGGAUCUGAAGGACUUGAUGAGGAAGGUGGGAGAAGUGACCUUUGUGGAUGCACACAGGACCAAAAAGAAUGAAGGGGUGGUGGAGUUUGCUUCACACAGUGAUAUGAAGAAUGCCAUUGAGAAGCUGGAUGGAACCGAUCUGAAUGGACGCAAACUCAAGCUAUACGAGGAUCGCCAGAGAGAUCGUAGUAGAAGUCGUUCCCGCAGCAGGAGCAGCUCCCGCUCCCGUUCCCGAUCACCCAGUCGGAGUCGCACCCCUGAGCGUGGAAGCAAACGCUCUCGCAGUCGUUCAGUCAGUCGCACCCCAGAGAAGAAGAGUACCAGCAACCGGUCUCCUUCCCGCUCUCCUACUCCUCCACGCAAACAGAGCCGCUCCCGAUCUGCUUCUGCAGAGAGUCAGCAUUGAAACUAAUUAUGUAUGUGUCUGGAUGAGUGAGACUUUUUGUUUUUUGUUUUUCCUUCACUUAAUGUGGCAUAUGUCAUUGUGCCACUUUAGUGUAAAUUACUUACUGUGAGUUGAAUGGAUGAGUGUGUGUGUUUGUGUAUGAAGAUGUUUUGAUUUAUUUCUUAUGCAGAGGAACUGGGGGGGGGGGGGGGGGGGGGGGUUUAAGUGAUGGAAUGUGUUAAGACUAGAUUUUUCACAAUGUCUCGUUUUGAUUUUUUUAUUUUAUUUGAUCAAUAUCAAUCCUGGAGUACUUCUGUAGAGAAAUGUAUGUGGGAUGUUAAUUUUUUUGUUUUUUGAGUCUUUAUGGUGAUUCAACAGAAGGUUACACCUGUAUAUACACUCUGUAAUAAAGUAUAUUGGUAUUUGGCAGAGAAA
Messenger RNA from Carassius auratus (goldfish), 1346 nucleotides. RefSeq names its product serine and arginine rich splicing factor 5a (gene srsf5a). The record is from RefSeq and is a predicted model, not a curated record. The transcript has 8 exons. Gene Ontology annotation, molecular function: mRNA binding. The coding region runs from base 144 to 932 and encodes 262 amino acids. Gene Ontology annotation, cellular component: cytoplasm; nucleus. Lineage: Eukaryota; Metazoa; Chordata; Actinopteri; Cypriniformes; Cyprinidae.